AGAAUGAGGCAGAGGAAGCAACGACACAAGGUAGCGUCGGUUUACAGUUCUGCCUGGCGAACUGGCAGUGAAUUUGGGGUAGCGACGGAUUUGACCAGGUAGAUGGCAACUGAGAUAUGAAUGUCGAAUUGGCAAGUCAGUCAGUUGAACCUUGAGGAUUAGGAAUGAAUAAACAGAGUUCAAAUUGGUGAUAAUUUGAACUGCAAAUGGUCGAAUCAUGAGGAUCCCAUGUACUCGAAAGUCCGUGAACAUGGUCGUAAACAAAGGCUCCUGGACUCUCUCUCCUGGCUGCUGUCAGUUUUCCUGCCAUGGUCGUAAGAACAUUUUCCUGCAUUCUGUAUGUUGUUUUUAAUUUGGAAGCUUACAAUGGCACCGAAGAGGCUUACUCAUGAUGAAAAUAAGUCUAAAAGUGAGUCACAGCCCUCCACUAGUGGAUUCACAGGAAUCACUCCAGGAGACUAGUAUCAUACAUUUUCCUGGAUGGUGACUCAUCCUCUGAUGAAUAACAUUCCUUCUCCCCACCCUUCUCCCAUCUUCUAUGUUAUCUAUCAGCAGCCUUCAUUUACAGAAGUACAAAUUAAAAUAAUGAAAAUAAUUACCAAAGUACAUGAGACUUACUGUAGGUCAGUUGAAAUGUGCUUCAAAUUUUAUGAAGCAAAUCACUUCUGCUGAAGGGGAGCAUUCACAUGAGAUACGCUGUACAUCACCACACCGACAGACUUUGAAUGAGAAACUGGAACAUCUUAUAUAUUCUUAAUAAUAAAACCCCCAUUGGCUUUGUGUAAAGGGAGGAGCAGAGGGCAUGUUAAUGCUCCCCUUCAGCAGAAGUGAUUUGCUUCAUAAAAUCUGAAGCACAUUUCAACUGACCUAUGGUAAGUCUCAUGUACUUUAUCAAUUUUACUUCAGCAAAUUGAUAAAGUACAGACUUACCAUAGGUUAGUUGAAAUGUGCUUCUAAUUUUAUGAAGGAAAUCAUGUCUGCUGAAGGGAGCUGUCACAUGAGAUAUGCCAUGUCACCCUGUGCUGCCAGACUUUAAAGUAUAUGACCAGCCUCAUAGCAAAAAUUUUUUCGUUAAUGACAAUGUAUAUCUUUUUUCGCAAGGGUGGGAGAGGAGGGCAUGUGAAAGCUCCCUUCGGCAGACGUGAUUUGCUUCAUAAAAUUAGAAGCACAUUUCAACUAACCUAUGGUAAGUCUCAUGUAUUUUAUCAAUUUUACUUCAGCAAAUCACUUUUCUGCUGAAGUACACUUCCCCACGAACUUUAAAAGCCAUGUGUAUAUUUGUCUGUUUGUGUUUAGUGGUUUAUCAUAUUUAUUAAUCGCUGGUUAAAUAAAACUUGGAAGUGCAUGAAUACUAUUUAUUAUGCCAAAUUGUAAAUUAUUGUGAUCAGAAUCAUUAUGUGUUACCUUAUGUAUUACCUAAUACAGCUUCUUGGAAUUGAUCGUUGCUUUGGGUUAUGAUUUUGCCAUAGUGUUUGGCAAAUGUGGACAACCUUGACCAUCCAGCCUUUGCCAUGAUGUGGGUCAUCAGAACAGCCAUAGCCUUGGCAUUUAAUGUUGCAGCUGGACAUAUGCUGCCAGCUGCAUAUUUUGUAGUGUCCACUCUAUACAUAUUAAGUACCUUCUUGAUCCAUCUUUCAAUUGUGUCUAGAUACAUUUUUAUGUGGUUUGAUAAAACUAACAAGUAUUUUCCUGUCUUCCAGUGCAAGCUCACUUCUCAAAUGUUCAGUCUGUUCGAGAUACAUUUUCAUAGUUUCAUAUACAUACAAACUUUUAUCCCUUUCAUAAGCUGGAAACUUAAUAAACUGAACAUUAAAUUUUAGCCUGCAUUGCUAAAUAUUACUUCCUAACCAAACACAAAUAGAAUCCUUGCUAAUGAUAAUAUCCUUAAGAAUUAAUAAAUAUAAAGUUUGCAUCCUGGCUGCUUGCAUAAGUGCCAUUAACAUAACUAACUUUAGUGCCAGCUCUUUCAAGGAAAGAGUGUGUAAAGGGCUCAUACUCCUCAAUUUUUGUAGCACUGUCAUAACAUACCAGGGCUCUUUAUACCUGGGUUUUGGUGGUCUCAAGUUGAAUACCCCUCGUAGAAACCUAUUGACAUGUGGAUGGUUUCCUUCUUUGCAAUCAUCCACAACUAUCCCCAGUGUUCACACAUUCAUAGCCCACACCUCUGUGAAAAGUUACAGAUUAAAAAUGUGCAGUAUCACCUACAGUUGGAUUAAGGGGAUCAAUGUCUUCAUCACAAAAUUGUGUCCACCUCUUAACAUGUGAUCGGUAUUGUUUCUCAGUUCCUGGUAUCCAUGAUGCCAUGAUAAUGUUCAUACCUGCUGAAGAUAUGCUUCAUUCUCGCAAUUUUUUCCCGACAACAUGCCUGCCAUUAGUUUGGUGUGCCUUAUGAUGGGGUGUUCUUCUGUUGAUAGUGGAUGCCAGAAGGCAUUCUUUGUCUUUGUUAUGAGCCAUGGGUUUUUGAUGAUCAUCCUGAGUAAUGCGGCUAUUACACGGGCAUGUUUUGCCUGAGCACAGCACGUUCCAUGAGCAUAAAUUUCACGAGCUGCUCAUGCAGUUAAUUACACGGUAGGGGCUAUGCUCAGCCAUUUCGUCAGCAAUUUCUGGGUUUACAACGAGGCCCUAUUGUUUUGUGAUCAGCUGCUAGCCACACCAGGCGAAAUUCUUCUUCAUUAAUGCCUCCUUACAUUUAUACAAGAGAGCAGAUGACACGGAUGGCUAUGGCCUUGGUUGUCAUCGCCAUGGCUGAGUACAAGGAGUCUGCAGGUGGUGGAAAAAACAGGAAGAAGAGGAAAAUAUGGACUCGACCAUGGCUGGCACAACGUGUAGAAGGAAGCCAGUACAACAACCUCAUUCAAGAACUGGCACUUGAAGACCAAGAUAGAUACAAAAAUUGGAUGCGGCUGGACAGAAACCAGUUUCUGGAGGUGUUGGAGCUGAUAAAACCUGCCAUCGCAAAACAAGACAUCAAAAUGAGAGCUGCAGUUCUCCCACAGGAUAGACUGGCCAUCACACUGCAUCACUUAGCUACAGGAAAAUCACCAGCAUUCUCUCAGCUACCAGUUCAGUGUCAGCCAGUGCCUGAUGUCCUCAAUCAUCCCAACUGUGUGUUCUGCCAUCUACGCAGCCCUUCAGCCAAGCUACCUGAGCGUCCCUUCCACACAAGAAGCAUGGAAGAAAGUUGCUGCAGAUUUUUUUAGAGUGUGGAACUAUCCAUCAUGUAUUGGUGCCCUUGAUGGAAAAAGAAUAUUGAUUGCAUAACCAAACAACAGUGGAUCAGAUUUCUAUGAUUAUAAGGGCCACUAUAGUAUAGUGUUGAUGGCAUUAAUUGAUGCAGAUUAUAAGUUUUCAUAUUGUGAUGUAGGGACCAACAGGAGAGCCAGUGAUGGGGGAGUUUGGCAGAAAUGCACUCUAAACAAAGCUCUCGAAGACAAACAACUGAACGUUCCCAAUCCUCAGAACAUUCCUUACACAGAAAAAGUGGCUCCAUAUGUCAUUGUUGCAGAUGAUGUUUUUCCCUUAAAGGUAUGGAUGAUGAAGCCAUUCAAGGGAAAUUAUUUGCCAUAUGACAAACUCAUUUACAACUAUAGGCAUUCUAGAGCCAGAAGGGUGUCUGAAAAUGCAUUUGGAAUACUAGUAAGCCACUUUUAAGUAUUCAGGCAACCUAUUAGAACAUCUCCAGAAAAUGUAAGAAAAGUUACACUUGCAGCUCUGGUCCUUCACAACUAUUUGCGGCAAAAUUCAGGUUGCAAUGACAUUCCACCUGAAAUGCUUGAUAGGGAGGAUACCAAUAAUGGAAGAAUAGUUGCAGGAGAAUGGCGGAACAAUGCAGGUAAUGGUUGGGAAGAAUUGCAAGUUCCAGGGCGAAGGGCUACACAGGAAGCUGUAGCUGUUCGUGAUAUGUUUUGCAGUUACUUCAAUAAUGAAGGAAAAAUUGCUGGCCAGGAUGCUAUGGUUUUCAGACAUUAAGCAUAUCUAGUAAAUGGGCAAAGAAAAGCUCAAAAUGGAAUAACUUGGUUUUUGCAGAAUAAAGGUUCAAGAGUUUCAUGUUAUUAUUUUUUUUUUCACUGUAAGAAAGAAUGUUAUGAAAUUAAAUAGAUGUUGGAAUAUUAAAGUUGUACAUGAGCUAAAAUUCAAACAAGGAUUUAUUUAAUGUAUCAUCAAUGUAAAUUGUAUAUAGAUACUCUCACCAUACAUCACACCAACUUCCUCUUAGUUUUGUUAUGAUAUUAACAAGAACUUCUACCAGCUUCUAUAUGAAAUAAAAAUUAGAUAUACUUAUAAUUUUAAGAAGUAGGUAAAAUAAACUCUAACCACAAUC
Portunus trituberculatus (swimming crab) is the source of this 4321-nucleotide messenger RNA. RefSeq lists its product as uncharacterized. The coding region runs from base 2676 to 3200 and encodes 174 amino acids. NCBI's taxonomy places the organism in Eukaryota, Metazoa, Arthropoda, Malacostraca, Decapoda, Portunidae. The transcript is spliced from 2 exons. The record is from RefSeq and is a predicted model, not a curated record.